CCAGGAGCCUGCUUCUCUUAGUCCCUUCUUUGUUCUUUCCUGAGAGACAGCAAUUUGGGGGUAAUGUGCUUGUGCUCUCCAUGUCGGUAGCCACCACCUCAGGGGGAACUGUAGCCUUAAUUGUUUGCAAUCUCUCAUCUGGGUAGUGUCUUCUUUCUGCAGCUGGACCAGUGCUUCCCUGAACACGUCAUACAGUCCAUGCUGUAUGAAUUGCACCCCCAGUGUUUUCCUGAGGCCAUUUUGAGUAUUAUAGAAAGACAGUUAUGGCUGUUCCUCACUUACAACAGCCUAGCUUCCUAUUGGCCAGUUUGAAGGCAGAUUGCAUGAACAAGCCCUUUGUUCAGAGGUGCCAUGAUCUGGAGAUAGUAAUUGAAGACUUUCCUGCCAAGGAACUGCAUGCCAUCUUCCCAUGGCUGGUGGAAACUAUUUUUGGUAGUCUGGAUGGUGUUAUUGUAGGUUGGAAUCUUCGCUGUUUGCAUGGAAGAGCAAAUCCUACAGAGUAUGCAAUUGCCCUGGAUUUCCUGGACCCCAGUGGCCCAAUGAUGAAGCUGGUUUACAAACUCCAAGCUGAGGAGUACAGAUAUGAAUUCCCAGUCUCCUGUCUUCCCGGCCCUGUGAAGGCUUCAAUGCAAGAGCGAGUCCUACCAGAAUGUUCACUGUACUACAACAAAGUCCAUUUCCCUCCAUCUGGAGGCCUAGGUUCAAACUUGGCCCUCAAUCCAUUUGAGUAUUACAUGUUUUAUUUUGCAAUAAGUCUUAUCACACAGCGGAAUUCUCCCACUACCCAACAUGUCAGCCCUUCCAACAACGCUUACUUCACUCUAGUGGACACAUACCUGAAAUGGUUCCUCCCCACGGAAGGAAGUGUUCUUCCUCCACCGUCUUCCAAUCCUGGGGGAGCCAUCUCUUCACCGGCUCCUAGAUCACCAGUAGUGCCUUUCACUUCUUAUGGCAUGCAUCACACUAGCCUGCUGAAACGGCACAUUGCCCAUCAGCCUUCAGUCAAUGCUGAUCCUGCUUCCCAAGAGAUCUGGAGAUCAGAAACAUUGCUUAAGGUUUUUGUUGAAAUGUGGCUUCACCAUUACUCACUGGAAAUGUAUCAGAAAAUGCAGUCCCCUCAGGUCAAGCUGGAGGUUCUCCACUACCGACUCAGUAUCUCCAGUACACACCACAGUAGUCCUGCCCAAUCCGGCUACCAGGCCCUCCACGCAUACCAAGAGUCGUUUAAACCCACCGAGGAGCAUGUGUUAGUGAUAAGACUACUUGUGAAGCAUCUACACGCUUUUGCCAACAGCCUGAAACCAGAACCACUCUCGCCCUCAGCCCAUUCCCAUACAGCCAGCCCGCUGGAGGAAUUCAAGAGAGUUGUGAUUCCUCGGUUUGUCCAGCAGAAGCUUUAUGUCUUCCUGCAGCAUUGCUUUGGCCACUGGCCUCUGGAUGCCUCUUUCAGAGCUGUGCUGGAGAUGUGGCUAAGUUACUUGCAGCCUUGGAGAUAUGCUCCAGAGAAACCACUUCUGGGUGCAGAGCCUCAGCCUCGCAGUGUGUCAGAGAAAUGGGCUCCCUUCAUUCAAGAGAACCUGCUGCUGUACACCAAGCUAUUUGUAAGCUUUCUGAACCGAGCUCUCCGCACGGAUUUGGUCAGUGCUAAAAAUGCCCUGAUGGUAUUCCGAGUAGCCAAGGUCUUUGCUCAGCCCAACCUCGCUGAAAUGAUCCAGAAAGGGGAGCAGUUAUUCCUGGAGCCGGAACUUGUUAUCCCUCACCGUCAACACCGAAUUUUUAUGAGCCCCACUCUUGGUGGGAGCUUCCUGUCAUCAUGGCCUCCAGCAAUCACAGAUGCCUCAUUUAAGGUGAAGAGUCAUGUUUACUGCCUGGAAGGACAGGACUCCCAGUACAAGCAGAUGUUUGGUCUAGAAGUCAGGAAUUUGGUAUUGAGGCUGGCCCAGUUAAUAGGCCAAGCCCAGCAAACAGCCAAAUCCAUAUCGGACCAUUCUGCAGAGACCAUGGCUAGUCAGUCUUUCCUAUCCUGGUUUAGGUUUGUCCCUUCUGACAUGAAUGGUUGCUAUACAGGCAAUGACCUAGAUGAAAUUGGGCAAGACAGCAUCAAGAAAACAGAUGAAUAUUUGGAGAAGGCACAGGAGUACUUAUGCCAGAUAUUUCGGCUGAAUGAAGCCCAGCUGACCCAGCUGAUGAUGAACUGUGGAACAGCUCAGGAUGAGAAUGGAAAGAAGCAACUUCCAGACUGCGUUGAGAGUGAGACAGGACUAAUUCUUACGCCUCUUGGCAGGUAUCAGAUCAUAAAUGGCUUGCGCAGGUUUGAGAUAGAGUACCAGGGAGAUACUGAGCUCCAGCCCAUUAGAAGUUAUGAAAAUGCCACUCUAGUGCGACUGUUCUUCCAGUUAUCCUCAGCAAUUAAUCAAAGAUUUGCUGAUCAAAUGGAGAUUCUCUGCUCUAGGGAAGACUUUAUUGGCAGAUUGUGUCGCUAUCAUCUUACCAACCCAUUCCCUGCAGAGAGGAACAGACAUAGCCCAGUACUGAAACAAAGAUCAAGACGUUCUCCGCAACCAAGGAUCAGUCUGAGAUUUCUGGCUAGCUACAGGACUCUUCUUUCCUUGUGUAUGAUAUACUUCUUUGCAUCCUGGUUUUGUGUUGGACCACUGGCUUGCACAUUCAUAAUUCUUCUUGGGUAUCUACUUUAUGCAGUAGUAAUGACUUUCUUCACUGAAAGGUGGAAACCUCAUCAACACUAAUUGUUGCCCUUCAGUAUACACUGUAAAACACCUUUACAGGAUAAAAGUACAGUGCUUAGUAAUUAAAAGGUUUCAGCAAAAGGAUCACUUUUGGGUUUGUGGUUGUAGAAGACACUGUAAUCUAUGUAAAUUCAGUUUUGAUAAACCCUUUUCUAUACAGAGUAUUGAAUAUGCAGGAUGAGACAUUGCUUGUGGUUCUGGGAACAAGCUCCAACAGUUGUGGAGCUAAAUCGGACAGCUCAAAGCAGUAUGGGAAAAAUACACAUACCAACAGCCCUAGAUUUGACACUAUAUCCAUACUGCAGCUUUUUUACUUAUCCCACUUCAUGUGGGAAUUGGCCAUUUGAGCUGCUUUCUGCAGGUUUUCUAUCAUGUUGCUGUGGGGAGGGGUUUUCAGUCUGACAAAGACAAUAGUAGUCACAGAUCAUGAGUUCUGGACAGAAAGCUGAAUCCCAAGAAAGCAAUAGAACAAACAUGACAUGAUUAGCAGAAGCAAGUUUUUGGCUUAAGUUACACAACAGAAAACUGAGGGAAAUAGAGCAGGGCUCGACAAAUAAUACAAUCUACUUGCCCAUGGUGAGUAGAUUGUAACCCGGAAGAGCCAGGUUUGGGCGAUCUGCACAUGCGCAGAUCGCCGG
Molecule: messenger RNA, 3385 nt
Organism: Pelodiscus sinensis (Chinese soft-shelled turtle)
Lineage: Eukaryota; Metazoa; Chordata; Testudines; Trionychidae
Source: RefSeq, a predicted model, not a curated record